CGCCGACCCCCAAACACUUCCUCUCCACCCUGACGCCCGCUCUCGCUGGCACCCUCCACGACCUGGACAAACCGCUGUCUUGUCCUCGACUGCAUCAAAGAAGCAGGCAGUCCGCUUGCCUGCUCCUCACCAACUCGCAACAUUCCACAGACCGCAGGCCGACUUUUGCCUUCGUGAUAUAAUCAUUCGAUCACAGAGAGCCCUGGUGGAACCCCUUCGGCUCGGAGCUCGCCUCCGUCGACUUUGACGUCACUGCAAAGCUGCACGGCAAUCUGCACUCUUGACGCCCGCAUACGCGGUACUGAAAAGCCCCGAUACCCUGGGCUUCUCCCACCCAACAACACGCCAACUUGGCAUAGGCACAGGCACAGGCACAGGCACCCGCCGUUCACUACCCACAAUGUCGAAGCGCACAACAUUCACAAACAUAUCGCCGCUGCCCAGCAGCAUGACGCGGGAGCAGGCCCUGACUUUCCUCCACGACCACCUCGAGAUGAUCGACCUCAAUCCGCUCGUCAUUGAGCGCCACCGCAUCGACACUCCGGCCCACGCCCUCGACGGCGAGAAGCACUGCACGUGGUACAGCAUCACCGACAAGAUCGAGUACAUCCCAGGCGGUGCCGUCAAGAGCGACGUCACCUACACCUGCGCCUUCCACGACAUGCCCGACGGCCUCCAGACACACUGCUACGCACCCAUGGGCACAGACAUCCGCGACCGCUGGACCGUCGCGGGCACGCUCCCGGGCGAGCCUCCGCAGCCCGUCGAGCUGGGCCUAGACGCUCCAAAGACGGGCUUGUACCUCCGCGAGGACGUCGAGCUCAAGUGCAACUUUCUCAUGUCCUCCUUUGUGAAAAAGACCUUGUCAAAGUCGCAUGGCAAGCUCGUCGACACCAUGAUUGGCAGGGCCAAGAGCAUGCCGCCGUCAGCCUCCAACAGCACCACCAACACAGCAGCGUCGACGCCCUCGACACAGACGUCGCAGCUAUACUCUCAUCACACAAGCUCGUUGAGCAGUGGCAUCAACGGCAUUUACCGCCCGCCCACUUUAGGAAGCCAGCACCAGUCCCAGCAAUGGCCGGCUCCCGGAGCACCGGCUGCAUAUUCAGGGCAGGUCUUGGUAAAUCCUAGCCGGCCACAACAGCAGCAACCACAGCAUCCGUACCAGCAGGCGCCAGGCCUAGCCCCUGCGCCAUCGCACCACGAUAGACCAAGCUCGACACCUCCAUACAGCAACAGCUUGCAGGGCAACUACAACACGAGCAGCCAAUACGCCACAUACCCACAGCAUCAAAGCAACCCAGAUCUAAGCCCGUGGCCGGCCCCGCUGAAUUAUAACAAACCACUACCUGCGUCGCCCACAGGAGGCCCAGGGUAUCACCAUCCACCGGUGUCCGAGCUGGGCAACAACUACACCACGACGAGCAAUGGUUACGUGGCAGAGUUAGGCGGAGUUGGAGGAAGGUACCCGCACGCCCCGCACGCAGGCGUGCAGGAGAUGCCGACAGAGUACCACAGCGACUGGCAAGCCAAAGAGAAUGCGGCGCAUAGGCCGGCUGAGCUAGCAUGAAAUCAAAUUGGGCGAGUAUGACAAAAAAAAAAAAGGGCGGGUUGGU
Microdochium trichocladiopsis is the source of this 1616-nucleotide messenger RNA. RefSeq lists its product as uncharacterized. The record is from RefSeq and is a predicted model, not a curated record. NCBI's taxonomy places the organism in Eukaryota, Fungi, Ascomycota, Sordariomycetes, Xylariales, Microdochiaceae. The transcript has a single exon. Bases 401 to 1570 code for a protein of 389 amino acids.